This is a messenger RNA of Schistosoma haematobium, 10752 nucleotides long. RefSeq names its product Carbonyl reductase [NADPH] 3. Lineage: Eukaryota; Metazoa; Platyhelminthes; Trematoda; Strigeidida; Schistosomatidae. The coding region runs from base 9017 to 9850 and encodes 277 amino acids. The record is from RefSeq and is a predicted model, not a curated record. Gene Ontology annotation, molecular function: oxidoreductase activity, acting on the CH-OH group of donors, NAD or NADP as acceptor. The transcript is spliced from 13 exons.
UUUCUAACGAUUUUAAGAAAUACCACGAUAACACCUAAAUGCCGCGGAAACACCAGGAGUUAAUUGUAACGCAUACCCACCCAGUUUCUUGUCCUUUCCAAAAUGUAACUGAAGGCCAUUUGAGCAGUCGCUGGUUGGUUGGCCGUAUCUUAUCGACAUGAAACUGGCAUUUGUUUGAUGAGUUUUAUAACACUAAGGAGGUUAUAUUUAAUUAAUUUAGGUAACUGGGUCAAAUAAAGGUAUCGGGUUUAGUAUCGUUGAAAAACUUUUGAAAUUAUACCGCCCUACAGGAGAAUGGGAUGUGUGUCUAACAGGUGACCGUAUAUCAACUAAUAACUUAGCAGCUCGUAAUAUUGGACUUGGUCAGGAAGCUGUUAAAAAGCUCAAUAACAAGGGCCUGGAUGUUAAAUUCCAUCAGCUAGAUAUAACGGAUCGAGAUAGUCGAAAAGCGUUCCUAACAUUUGUAGAGAGAAACUAUCCCAAUGGAAUCAACGUUGCAGUUAAUAAUGCUGGAAUUGCCCACAAAGUCGUUUUAUUACUUUAAUAUAUUUCCGUAGGCUAACUGUUUGGUUUCAUUUGGCAAUCAAGCACGUAGUUUGGUGAACACCAACUUUACUUCAACUGUCGAUUUCACGGAAGAGUUCAUUCCUUUACUAGCUGAAAAUGCCAGAGUCGUUAAUAUCUCUGCUACUCUCUCUCUGUUCAUGUUAAAGAAACUCAGUAGUGAUCUUUACGAAAAAUUUGUUGGCCCUAUGAACCUUUCGGAGUUGAAAAAACUUAUGGUGGAGUUUUUCAGUAAUGCAACUGGUUUUUUUGCUACACUGCAUGUAACGUAUGAUUUCAAAAAAUCUGCUGAGGAUGGCACUUAUUCUGAGAAAGGUUGGCCUUCAAAUGCCUAUGGAGUAUCCAAAAUGGGUCUUACAAAGGCUUCGUUUAUUUUCGGUGAUAUGCUGAAAGAUGAUCCAAGAGGGGUUGUGAUAAAUUCGUGUUGUCCUGGUUUUGUUGACACUGAUAUGACUGACCAUAAAGGUGUGAAGACAACGGAUGAAGGUGCUGACACACCGUUCUAUUUGGCCACACUACCUUUAGGAUCAAACAAACCUAUCAAUCAGUUCGUAUAUGAAAGAAGAGUGGUUAAAUGGUCCAAAUGAUCUCCACAUAAAUUUUAUUCUGCACAGGUGUAUUAGCAGAAUGUUAUUGCUGAACUUUCUUAUCAACGUACGUUAUGUUACCCACUUGUUUUAUUAGAUUUCAGAUGUGAAUCAUUCUGUUUCUUAGUCUAAUCUGUUUACGAAUAGAAGCGAUGUCUACCUUAUUAUUAUUAUUAUUAUUAUUAUUAUUAUUAUUAAUAUUCUUAUCGUUGUUGCUAUUCUGUGAUGUUCGGCUGUACCAUGUGUUGUUAUUCAGGACAUAGCUUCUUCGGUUUCAUUUAAUUUACUGGAAUGUUUGUUUUGUGCAUGUAUUUUAUUUUGGUCUGUUCAUAUGAUUCUAACGUGUUUUCAAGUAAUGAAUGUUGAAAAUGUUUACUGUGUGCAAACUGUUUAGUGAGACAACUGGUGUUUUACUUUGAGUUGAAGCUGAGAGUGGGUGGUUUAUGUUUGAGUCCGCCUCCAAUGAAAUAUAUGACGAUGGCGAAUUGUUAUGAACAGGUGACUUGUAAUAGUUUAUUCUGAGUUGAAAUAGAUUUCUGCACAAGUUUUAUUUUAUUUGAUGAAAUGUUCACUCACCGUUCUUCAUUAUAUUAUGUCACUAGGUGAUUUCGAGCAGCAUUUAUCAAACGAACUUUUGUUAUUCUACAAUGGAGAGUAGUAUGAAUGUUUCAGUUUUUCAAGAAGAUUGAUUUUAAGAAUAUUUGUUGAACGGGAUGAGAUUAGUGGGGUUCCUACAUAGUUCGUUGCCUUGGUUUUACUUUCAAGUUUGAUUUGGUUAUGCAGUAACUUAUGUAUGAUAUAUACAUGAAUGUACAUUGUCUGUUACUCAUGCUCAGUAGUAUACUUAGUUAUUACGGUUCACAACAUCCAAGUAAAAUUGAAAACUGAUCUACAGUUGCUUUGUGAUAUUGUUGUUUGUAACCAUAUUGAUGUUUGGAUUUGUAGUAUAAAUCGAGUUUCUUAAUUGAUCGUGUCUGUAAAACAUUAUCUGAGUACCUAUGAAUUUACCAAGUAUCCCAAGUUUUCCAACAUAUUCCAAUGAACCCUCAUCCGAGUGACUUAGAGUUUUUAGUUGUCAGGCGCUAGGUCAGUUAUCGGGUUUCCGCCCUUGUUAAUGUCUUAUGAAGUGUCUCAUAUGAUAUCCAUUAAUCCCUCGCCAAUCAAAAGUUUUUAACAUAACUCGGAAAGAUUUGAAGGUUGAUGUCUGUUGUAUUUAAUCUUCAACAAUGUUAAGAUUUUUAUAUCAACCUAAAGAAAAGUAUGAUGUUCAUUGUAAGCAUGGUUCACAAAAUAAUCUCUACUCACUGUUUAUGUGUUUGUGAUGAUACGCUGUUGUUAUUACUUAUAUAUGAGUAUGGCUAUGCAUAACUACCCAUUAUUUGUUUACAGUUCGACUAGUUGCUAACUGGGAAAAUGAUUGUCGUGUUAUCCACUUGUAGAAGGUAGUGUUCCUCUCCAUAUAAGCAAUAACUUCAGAUAAAACAGUUUCAAAAGUUUAACUUUGCUUGACAUUCGCUCCGUUGUGGCAAUUGUUUAUCCAAGAACGAUCACACAAAAAUCAAACUACUUUAUCCAGAGAAAGUUUGAUGCUUAUAUGAGUAUGUAAUGGAUUGUCUUAGAGAUAACUCCUAAGGCUUCGUGUAUCAAAAGUCCUGAUUUUCAUUAUUAAAUAAAUCCCGACGGUGUAUCAAUUUUGGAUGACAAUACGAGGUGUCGACUACAGUUUGUUACUGAACAGCGCAGAUCACUGAGCCACAAGCUCACAGCGAAUCCUAGCAGAAAUACUAAUGUGAGAGAGAAAAUACAUAGGCGAAUUAGGAGUUGAAUAAAUUGGUGAGAUGCAAGUAAAUAUACAUAGAAAAGCAAAUGAUUAAUCGAGUGAUUUAAGCUAGUAAGAGGGAUAUAUGUGUAGGCUGUAACACGUGAUCAAACAUACAUGUUCAUACAGACAUGAUGAUCAUGAUACAAAGAUGUACACAUUGUCACUGUUUGAAUGACUGUUUAACAAGUUGAUUGAAAGGCUUGACAAGUUAGAUCAAAACACACCUAUAUUACGUCGGAACGAUGAAUAAAUAUACUACAACUGCUAUAAAUAUUCCUAUUGGCUACUGUUAUGCGGCUUACCAUUAUUAAUUUAUUCACAAUCUAUUAGUUACAACCUCCUAUACUCAUAACCACUUUUGGCUUGAUCUCGCAUAGUAAUUAUUUUUCAUUUUAUGGUGUUAUGCGGUCUGGUCUAUUUGUGUAUAAACCACGUAUAUCUGAAAUAUACGAUUCAUAUGGCGGAGACUUAUUUGUGUUUGGACUGAACGGGCCGGAGUAGGCGAGUAGCGACUGUGAAGAGGAACAAUAGAGUUCCAGAGUUGAUUUAAGGCUGCUCGUGCUGGCUGACGUGUUAUUGGUUUGGCACAGAGACAAAGUUGUAGAAGUCGGCAUUCUGAUUGGUGGUUUUGUGACGUAUUGUUUGACGGGUCAUAUGGCAUAACAACUUGAGUGUCGGUGAAGUGCUGUAGGUAGACGAAAACUAGUUAAUUUGAGUUUUGAAGUUAAAAUGAUGAUUAAAAAUAUGCCAUACCGAUGACCUUAAGUGAUUGGUCACUCAAUCAGAAAACAGUGCCUAGUUGGAAAGCAACGGAGUUAAAGUGCAAUAGUGAUUUUAAUAUGAUAAGUAAUCUGCCGCGUGUUGAAUUAUUUUUUUAACGCAAACGAAAAGUCUUAAGUUUACGUAUCAGAAGUUGGGCUAGCGUUGUGAGUUAGGGUUGUUUUCGUCGCCAAUCAAUAUAAACUAUGAUGAAAACAGUUAGGGUUAGAUAUCAGGAGUUAAGGAAAAGUUUUGUCAAAAUUACGAAUUAAGUGUGAGAUAAUCGCGAAAUGACAUCAGUUUUAUUGCAGUGACACCCUACCGCUUGUUUACAAGCUGGAAAAUCUGGGGGUUGAGAUUUAGAGUGGGAGAAUACAUCCAGUAAUAUUAUCUAAGCCCUUGACUAUGCACUGUAUCACGGGAAAUGGUUUGUUAAGUGAAGGAAUGCAUACUUCCCGAAUGAAACAGUAACUGAAAAGUAAUAAUCAACACAAUCUGAAUUAGUUAAUAUCACCAAGCAGAAAAACUGAAAUCUUUAUUGCUCCAGUAAAAGUAGACUAGAUAUUUCAAAUAAAUGAGAAUCAUACAAAGUACUAAUUAGUUCAGUUCAUAUUAAUAUGUACUUUAAUUUAUCUAUUUAAGUUAUAGAAUCAAUUAUGAGGUCAUAUUCUCACACAGCAGUCACUAUUAACUAAAUCGUGAAUGAUUGAAAUCGAGUGAUAAAAGUACAAAUCAAUAUUACCUCUGAACAAGCGAUUUAUUUAUUUCUAUCCUCCUAGUUAGAAUUGUCAAUUCGCAGUAGUAUGCUCUUCAUUGAUUUGCAAGAUCUUCUCUGUUAGAUCCGCAUGAGAGACAUUGAUCGGAAGACAUCAGAAAGAAUAACAAAAUUCUGGAAUUUUCUCAGAAUCAAAGUAUGAAAUAAACGUACUGGUACAGUGUGACGUUUACUGGCAAUGCUAAAACCUCUGUAACUAUUUUGCAGUUUAUUAUCAUUUGUGUUUUGUUUGUUUAGUUAGUAGAUAUUUGUAUCACUGUAUUUUUAUGUUCUCCCCAUUGUAAAUCUCAGGUUUACAUACUAUCUAUAAAGAACAUACUAUUGCGAAUUAACAAUUCUAACUAGGAGGGUAGAAAUAAAUAACUCGCUUGUUCAGAGGUAAUAUUGAUUUGUACUUUUAUCACUCGAUUUCAAUCAUUCACGAUUUAGUUAAUAGUGACUGUUGUGUGAGAAUAUGACCUCAUAAUUGAUUAGUUAAUUGAUAUAUAGGAGAUAAUUGACCUGAAUUAUAGAUUUCACGUGACUAUCGGAUUAACACACAACACAAUGUAAACCGGUGUUCACUGUUCAUGUACACUCGAACCAAUUUCAUCUGACGUCUAACGAUAAUUGAUAUCAGAAAUAAUUUGUUGAACAAGUCAUUAUAGUCAACUCUUCGUAUUAUGUAUGUUUGUAUUAUUUAAAAUGUUAACCAGCUUCUGACAUCAGUUAUUAAUAACAUAACAGUGGAUUGUUGUAUAGGGAUCGAUGUAUCACUUUAUCCUUAAAGUUUGUCAUCAAGAGAUUUAUUGCUGAUUAUAAUUAUAAAAGUCUGGCAACACUAAAUCAACACGAAUGAUUCUGAUCCAAAGUCACCAAUUUUUCACUUCACACAAAAUCGUACCUUUCACAUAUUUUCUGGAAUAAUUUUAUAAUAAAUAGUAAUUGGAGGAGUCAACCAAUUAACCUAUCACCCAUUUGUUUUAAUGAGAUUGUUCACAUUUUUAUUGUGUCAGUUGAUCAUACCGAAUUUCUUAUGUGAAUGAUUGCUUCACGUACAAACUUCCAGUACUUUUUUUUCUUGGACCAAAUCAAAUGUGAGAAUUCGUUAAAACUUUUCAGAAUUAAAUCUCUCAUCAUUAGUUAUCAUGACAUUUCAACUGCACAGACUAAGUACAAUAUGGAGAAGUUCAAGAAAAAUAUAAAUAACUGACAUUCUCUUAGGCAUUUCCAAAAUACUUUAUGUGUCCAUUGUAAGUCUUAUAAGUUAUUUCCGGCGUCUUAUAACUUAGUACGUUCGAGAAUUACCAUGAUAUUACUUCUCAAACUCGAAUUCUGAAUCGACGGUGCAUAUUUCAAAACACAAAAAUUGUUUGCUGCAUCGAUAAUGCACAUUGUCUUUAAAAAACAUUUAUGAUGUUACUAAGACACUCGAUUGCGUUAAAAUUAGUGAUCAUCAGCAACGAAUAUUUAAGACAUUAUUUUGUCACAUAGUAUAUAACUUGAGUAAUAUAGUGUAUAGAAAUGCCUACUUUAUUACUUAUUUACUUUAGAAACCUAGGAAUCUCAGUCCUAUGAACAGUAAUUGAACUUAUAUCUUAUAAACAUUUUUAUUACAACUGCAUGUUCAUUUUUAGGAUACAAAUGCGAAAAUUAUGUAGCCAUUUAAAAAUCCAUUUGGAUAUAAUAAAAUUUAUUUUUACUUUAAAUCACAUUUUUUUGAAAUUCGAAGGAAGCUACAUAGGAACCAUGAGUGACUAGUUCGAAUUCCAUUCAACACUGUCAAGGAUUGAAACGUUGCUCUCAACACAACUACGUUGUUAUAAUCCAAUGACAGAUAUUUAACAGAGACCACUCAUUUUCAAAUGGAUCAUCAUGACCUCAAAGCUUCUGUUCCUCGCUUUUUAAUGAGGUCUCUUUGUCAAAAUCAUUUUAGUUGAGUUGGUUUUGAAGCUGUAACGUAUACACAGGACAUGAUGUUUAUAUUCACACUCACUACAUUUAAAUAGGAAGAUAUCAUUGGUAAGCCAGAUUAGCUGCUUUACCUGAUAAAAGUUGAAAAUCAGCAUCUGAGUUCUAUAUGGUCACUGAUUUCAGUUGAGCAAACUACAAAUGAAGAGCAGAAAUUUUCAAACUAGUCAGUUUAGAAGUGAGUGAAUUAAAUGAAUGGCAUACGUUCAAACAAUUGUUGUUAAAACGAUGUUAUUGAACAGCCAGUUACAAAGAAGUUAAAGUGUCAAAUUAAGUUCGUUGCGUAAAAUUACAGCAGCAAACUCUGUGCUAUAGAAAUAACUUUAAUUAUAUUUAAUAGUUUUAAUCAACUAAGACAAUGUUCAAACUUCUAUCUCAUUAUACAGAAUGCAUAUUAUACAGAUAUCUAAAAAUUUUAUAAAUCGCAUGAUAUAACAGCAAUGGCUUACGAGUCACCUCGGUAAGUAAAGACUAGAAAUGAUAAUCACGUUUCUCAAACCGAGAUAGAUUGUGACGAGUAUUAGAGAGUAGAGAUGUGUACAUGUGAUUCAUCACUCCACACUAUAUCAGGUCAAAACAAGUGAAAAUGUGAAGUAGGAGGAAAAUAAUUUAUAGUGAUCAACAGGAAAUUCAUUUAUUGAUGUGAAUAAGAAAAAAAUGUGUUUACCAUAUAAUCACAGAUAGAACUUACAUAAUUGCUAAGUAUUCAUGAAACCGGUGAAUUUUUAAUACGAAGCCUAGCUACAUUCGAUGCAUCGUUUUUCAGCUAUCCUGAUCCGUUACAUCUUGCUUACUUACUUACGCCUGUAACCCCUCGUGGAGGAGAGUAGGCCUCUCCUCACCAUCCUCCAUACAACUUUAUCCUGGGAAGUCCUUUCCAGCCCUUUCCAGUUGCUAUUCAUCCUUUUCAUGUCUGAUUCUAAUUCUCGGUGCAGUGUGUUCUUUGGUGUUCCUCUUCUCCAUUUUUAUUCAGGAUUCCAAGUUAGCUCUUGCUUCGUGGUGCAGUUUGAUGAUUUCCCCAAUGUGUGUCCUAUCCACUUCCAACGUCGUUUUCUACUUUCCUCUCCAGGUAGAAGCUAGUUCAUUCUCUCUCACAGAAGGCUGUUGCUGAUGAUACCCGACCAACGGACAUUCGGUGUCAUACGUUGACAAUUGUUUAUAAAAACGUGUACUUUUUGACUAUGGUUGUGGAAGUUCUCCACGUUUCAGCUCCGUGAGGUUCUCCUAUCCACGCAGUCAAAUGCCAUCUUUUGUUCAAAAAAGUUGAUGAAUGGUAACGAGUUCCACUCAAGUGAUCGUUCAACAAUGAUCCAUAGUGUCCCAAUUUGGUCUGUGCAUGACCGAUCCUUACGGAAUCCAGCAUGUUGAUCUGGAAGUGGAGAGUGUGCUGAGUCUUUCAUGACCAGAGUACAGCAGCAUCGCUCUUGAAUUUGUCCAUUUCUGUCCAGCUUAGUUCCAACGGGUUUCACUGAUUCCGAGCACGGACAAGUUGAAUCUAGUCGUUUCUGUAGCUAUUCGACUGGUCAUUCCUGUCUCCCACACUGUCCGGACAUUCUGUAUAGCUACAUUAAUUGUUGUUCUGCUUGCUAGAAGAGGCAUCGGCCUCAUGACUUCCGAAGAAUUACGGCUUUUAUCAUGAGGCGUCAUAAUUUUUUUAUUCAACUAGGUGAGCAGAGCUUAAGUGGUUUAAAUUGCUUAUUCUGGUCUGCGUUCUUUUUAGCAAGGUUGAUUUCAAUGGGAUGUGAUCGUUGUCCGUAUGCUCAAUCCUCCUCCUUCACCCAGGUUUGGGAUCGGCAUUAAUCCUAGAAGGGCCACAGGUAAAGUUCCGUUGUAUCUAGUUGAUGGAAUUUCACAAACAAACCUUUGUUAUCGAGCUUCUCCACAGCUUCCUGACCAAUCUCAACAUUUCGAGCCUUUAAAUGAUCAACUAAUACCUUCUUACCUGUUAGAUAAAUAUCCCACUCUCCUGAUGUCCCAUAAAAUUCUGCAAGCUUUUCAACAAUGCUAUAUCCAAUGCCUCCAUUUAAUCCAAUUAUUUAAACAUAAGUAAUCUCGGCUUCUUUAUAGAAGUCACUAAAAGAGGAUAAUGUCUGGAGCAAAUACAUAGAAACGCGUUUCUGUGUUUUAAAACCACAGAGCUCAGAAGGAUCCAAACACGAGCACAUUUGAACCAAUAAUUACAUCAUUAAGCACUUAUUUUAUUUGAGUGAUUAUUGGCGUCAACUCAUUCAAUAAGGACACGACUUAUCGUUAAUAAAUUAUUGGUUAACGAAUAACGGGAUUAUUGGUUGUAUCGCAUUGUUCAUGCCAGCUUUCUAGGUAAUGAUUCUGUAUUUUCCAAUCAGAAAGAUGUUCUAUCGCAUGUACUAGAAAACUACCGAUUGCAAGCAUCAUUAUGAUUGGUAGUUGAGAUUCAAUUAGUGUAGGCGUGUAAAGUGUUCAGAUAUUGCCCUGAUAAAUUGUCAACAUAUUGCUUAACAGAUUUAGUUCUCAUUCAGUACGUUUGCUAGUCGACGGAUUCAGUACACGACGGUAUUUUAUCCGUAUUUUGGUGCUAUCAUGAAACUGGCAUUCGUAACUGGGUCAAACAAAGGCAUUGGAUAUAGCAUUGUUGAAAAGCUUGCAGAAUUUUAUGGGACGUCAGGAGAGUGGGAUAUUUAUCUAACAGCUCGAAAUGUUGAGCUUGGUCAGGAAGCUGUGGAGAAGCUCAGUAACAAGGGCCUGGAUGUUAAAUUUCAUCAACUAGAUAUAACUGAUCGAGAUAGUCGAAAAGCGUUCCUAACAUUUGUAGAGAGAAACUAUCCUAAUGGAAUCAACAUUGCAGUGAAUAAUGCUGGGAUUGCCUUUAAAGCUGACACUCCAGAGUCACUUGGCGAGCAAGCACGAGUCACUGUUAACACUAACUUCACUUCGACUGUCGAUUUCACGGAAGAGUUCAUUCCUUUACUGGCUGAAAAUGCCAGAGUCGUCAACGUAUCUUCUACUCUUUCUUUGUUCAAUCUGAUGAAACUUAGUGACGAUCUGUACGAAAAAUUUGUCGGCCAAAUGAAUCUUUUUGAAUUAAAAGAACUUAUGGCGGAGUUUGUAAGGUCUGCUGAGGAUGGUACUUAUUCUGAGAAAGGUUGGGUGUCAAGUGCGUAUGCGGUGUCUAAAAUAGGCCUUACAAAGGCUUCAUUUAUUUUUGGUGAAAUGCUGAAAGAUGAUCCAAGAGGGAUUGUGAUAAAUUCAUGUUGUCCUGGUUUUGUUGACACUGAUAUGACUGACCAUAAAGGUGUGAAGACAACGGAUGAAGGUGCUGAUACACCGUUCUAUUUGGCCACAUUACCGAUUGGCUCAAAAGAGCCAAUUAAUCAAUUCGUCUACGAAAGGAAGGUGGUCAAAUGGUCCAAAUGAUCUUCACAUAAAUUUUAUUCUACCCAGAUAUAUGAACAGAAUGUUAUUGCUGAACUUUCUUAUCAACGUACGAGAUGUUACCCACUUGUUUUAUUAGAUUUCAGAUGUGAAUCAUUCUGUUUCUUAGUCUAAUCUGUUUACGAAUAGAAGCGAUUUCUACCUUAUUAUUAUUAUCAUUAUUAUUAUUAAUAUUGUUAUCGUUGUUGCUAUUCUGUGAUGUUCGGCUGUACCAUGUGUUGUUAUUCAGAACAUAGCUUCUUCGGUUUCAUUUAAUUUACUGGAAUGUUUGUUUUGUGCAUGUAUUUUAUUUUGGUCUGUUCAUAUGAUUCUAACGUGUUUUCAAGUAAUGAAUGUUGAAAAUGUUUACUGUGUGCAAACUGUUUAGUGAGACAACUGGUGUUUUACUUUGAGUUGAAGCUGAGAGUGGGUGGUUUAUGUUUGAGUCCGCCUCCAAUGAAAUAUAUGACGAUGGCGAAUUGUUAUGAACAGGUGACUUGUAAUAGUUUAUUCUGAAUUGAAAUAGAUUUCUGCACAAGUUUUAUUUUAUUUGAUGAAAUGUUCACUCACCGUUCUUCAUUAUAUUAUGUCACUAGGUGAUUUCGAGCAGCAUUUAUCAAGCGAACUUUCGUUACUCUACAAUGGAGAGUAGUAUGAAUGUUUCAGUUUUUCUAGAAGAUUGAUUUUAAGAAUAUUUGUUGAACGGAAUGAGAUUAGUGGGGUAUAUAUAUGAUUCAUGAUCUACAUGGAUGUUACGGUCGAUUACAUCUGGUAUUACAUCCUAGAGUAUCGUAUUUUAUUUAUGGUUGGCAAUGUUUGACUUGAUAACCUAAUGUGAGCUGAGAAUGCGUUCAUCUGUUUAGAAACGUUUCUUAAGAAAGUCUUUUCAAUUAUGACAAUUCGAU